CCCCACCCACCCCCGGAAGUGGUCGCCGAGAGUCGCGAGGUUGGCCAUGAAGUCGUCGGCUGCCGUCUCGGGCGACUCCGGGUCCGGGUCGAGCCCUCGCCGCUGGUCACCCCGUACCGGCCCGGGGUCAAGGGAACCCGCUUGGGACAUCAGUGAGGAUAACGACAGCGACGACAGCAACAACCCAUGGAUUCAGCAGCAGAGCACCAGGAGAGACCGGGCCACAAGUGUGGAGGACACCUUCAUUACCAGGAAACUGCUGGACUCGCUGCUGACAGAGGCGGUGAGUGAGCAUUCCAGUGAGACCUUCGCCUUCAAGCUGCAGGAACUGCAGACGCUGCAGGGCAGGCAGCUCGCGCGUCUGGAGGCUCUGAGCCGUGAGCAGGGACGCCGAGGCUUCAACGGUCAGGCCACGGCCACACCUCGUCAUACAGGCGAUGAAGGCCAUCGCCAAGGCCACGACGGUUGGGGGCAGGAGGCCAAGAAGGAAGGAGAAUCUAUCUGCUCUCGAGACCCACAAAGUCCUCGCGCCAGGUGCUCAGUGGCCCACGAGUCAGAAGACGGUCUCAAUGAGUUUAUGCUGGGAUUGGCAUUUGGGGUGAACAUUUCUGGCACCAGCAGUCACAGAUUCCAGCCGGAACUGCCGAGAGAAAGCUCAUCCCUACACGAUGACGCUCGGUGGAGCAGCCAUUCGUUGGAGGGAGGGAGCAGCUCAGAUGAGCAUGGAGAGGACCUGAAUGUGAAGCGCCGUGCUGAAGGCAGAGACGGUGUUCCUUCGCUUCUCCACCACAUGUGGGAGGGGUUCAGCGUCGAUGAUUACGCGCCCUGCGAGAAGCCAGAGCGUGUCCGAACCACGUCCGAGUCGUCUACAUCAGUGAGUACAAAAUCUGCUGCAAAGGUAUCGUGCAACAAGCACAGAAAAUUACAUCUUCAAAUAUGUUGUUUAAUUGAGUGGAAAAUAACUUUUGACAUCUUACAUAAGUAUUCAAAGCAGAGAUUUUAUGAGCGUUUUGAAAUCAUCUGCCAGAAACCGAUGGAGUGGACACCAAAAAUCACGAUACCCGAGCCCUUCGGUAUGACGGUUCGGGAGGAGGAGAGGAGGCGGCACGGGGUGAAGUCUCGCUCGGCCCGUCGUCUGGAGAAACUCGUGCAAGAGCAAAAAAAGCAAGAAGCGGAGCUGGAAGCCCUGAGAAAGAAACAAUUCCGAGCCACUCCGGUGCCAGCUCACACUUUUAAGCCGCUGUUCACUGCGAUGCACCAAGACAACCGCCAACCAAAUAAAAAAUCUAACACAGCCUCGCGGGAUGACAGAUCAACGACAAAGAUGCAGCAGGCAGAGGUGACGGGCAAAGGAGGAGACACAGGGGAGCAGCGUGGAUUUAAGGCCAAGCCUGUGCCACGCAGCGUGUACGACCCCGCAGUUGCCGAGCGGAUCAGGGAGGAGGAGCUGUACCGGCGAAUUCGCAUGCGCGUGCGAGCAGACGAGACCCUGAGAGAGUCGGCGCUGCCGGGCGGCAUGGCUCGCCGUGCAGCCUCUACCAAGAGGGCUCGUCAUGCCUGCUACACAAAAAGCAAGCAGAGGGACCAGUCCAAGCCCUCCAUUCCAACAGCAGCCAGUUCCAUACAAAUACACAGGGAAACUCCUAAGGAUCUGCUCCAGAAGAAUAACUUCAGUGAAGUGACCAUAGGUCACAAUGGCAACACUCGAACGGAAACUCUCGUGGGAGCCCACAUGCCGGGCGUUCACAUCGUGUUUGAGGAGGAGAGUCAGGACGACUCCGAUUCAGGACGUCGGUCGAGUGCAUCGUCAUCAUCCAGUGUGGCAGAUGACCCCACGCAACACGGGGGACCCGCACAGCGUUGGCCCCUCACUCCCUCGCAGGGGGGUGGUGGAGUGCGGGUUGGAUCCCGGUCCCGUGGCGUGGCCAAACACAGGGACAAGCGGAAUUCAUUGUCGCUCAGUGAUGAGUGGGACAGCGACUACACUGAAGACCACAAGAGGGUCACACGGACCGAAGGAAGAAAACAAAGAGGCCAGCUCGGAUUCCACCCCUCCCAGAAUGAGCGCUCCAUCUCUUGGGAGGAUGGAUAUUUACGCAAGGACAUAAGACAAUGACAUCCAGAAAAAAAAUAUUUCCCGUACAGUUAGAACAGUUUCUUAGCUGGUCUAAAAUGGUAUCAUCCAUUAUUUUACAGUUUUUUUGAGACAGCAAGUUGAAUUGCGUGGUUGCCGUUGGCAACCUUGCUGUAUGCUUAAAAUUUUCAACUAAAAAGCUUGAGUGAUGAACAGCACUGACAGACGCAUUACACCUGAUGUUGGUGAGAACUUAGGACGUGUGUGUCGCCAACAUUGGUGGACGUUUGGAGGUUUAUGGAUACAAAUCGUAGGAAAUAAAUCUUCAUCCUACCAAGUCAGUAUGCGUGUGUAUAGUUCAAUUGACCUUGCUCAAAAUGUGUUAAAUUAUAAUUAUUUAAUAGCGAUGAUGAUUUGUUUUUAAUAUUGUGCCGGGGCAUCAAGGUCACCCUUUAUUUUUGUAAUUAGAAGUGAAGUUUUAUAUGUGACGAUGGGUAAAAGUACACCAAAUUUAAUGGUGCUCAAAAACAACCUGCGUACACUAUUUAAAUUGUUUUGUAUUUCAAGAUUUUUGUCAAAUGCAAUUUUACAGAUUGGUAUUAACAUUCCACGUUAAUUUUUGUGCUCAAUGUUUGUCAACACAUUAUAUAUUCAUCUAUCUUAGUAUCUUAGCAAUCUGUGAAAUUUAGCAAUGAAGGUAAGCAACUUGUCUUCACAAAUUGUGCUUGCAGUGUACUUUGUACAACGUCUAACACAAAGAUACAAAACACA
This is a messenger RNA of Petromyzon marinus (sea lamprey), 2845 nucleotides long. NCBI's taxonomy places the organism in Eukaryota, Metazoa, Chordata, Hyperoartia, Petromyzontiformes, Petromyzontidae. The record is from RefSeq and is a predicted model, not a curated record.